AGGCUAAUACAUUUACUGUGGUAAAUCACACCAUUGAAAAGUUUCUGAAGGAGAUUGAUUCAAAAGUUGAAUUUAUCAAGACGGAUGUAAAAGUGCAGCCAAGAAGACUGAUAGAUGGAGCAGCAACAGAACGUAAAAAUGUCACAGGAAGUCAACUGGAGGAAAAGCACAAAGAAGUACCUCAAUUUGGAGCCGAUGCUUCUAAAUCAUCAAUCAGUAGAUCUAUAACAGGACUACAAGGCAGCUCCAAGGUCACACAUUCAAACAUAACCGGACUACACAAAGGUAAUACAUACAAUAACUGUAUGUUUGUGACAGCAAGCGAGUGGAGCAUCACAGGUAUGCUGAAACGAGUUGUAUCUAAACUGUUUCAACUACGCAUCAAAGAUUUUACCUUCUUUAAGGACGAGAUGGAAGAAUGUUACGAUGCUACACUCCAAGAAAUAACACAAGGAUGUCUGAUAUUUCACUUUGCACACAAGUCGAGGGGAGAUGCUUUGAAAAUGAUAAUCAAACACAAGCAGGUGAAAGAACAAAUUCUACACUUUCUCCGUAAUUUUGAUGCGGAACUGACAGAUAUUUGGAUGCAGGUGAAGUUGUGUCAACCCUCUGGUCACAAGUUAGUUCAAAUGGAAUUGGCAAACCUGAAGAAGCGUUACACAGCCAUGAAAAGAGAGGUGGACAGCAUUAAAGGACAAAUAGAUGCAUUGGAAAAUGAUCACUGGCAAAGACAAAUAAACUUCCUUUUUGAAGAAAUGGACGUGUUGCGGCUUUUUUCUGUAAAAUCAAAGCGCCCCAUGACUGAACUUGAUCGAAAGGAAAAGGCACUUCGACAUCUUCCAGUUGACGACCUUUCACCAGUGUGUGGGGGUCGGGACCUCCUGGCGAUUAGGAUGAAACCUCAACUCAUGGAGUUUAAACAGAGAAUACAUGGACAGAAAGAUGUUCUGUGCAGCAUAAAAGAGUUUCUAGUUGAAGACAAGAUCCUCAUUGGGUAUUUCCAGGCUACAAAAGAUUCUUGGAUAAUGAAACAGCGGCAAACAGAGUUUUUUAGAGAACAGUCUGAUGAUGCCACAGCCUUAAACCUUGAAAGGGAACUGGAACGCGUCACCAAGCAGUUGCAGGUAAAGAUGGAGAGAAACAGUGAAAGAGAUUCCGGAGACAAAGAAAAAGAUGAGACGAAGACAGGGGGCGUGGGGCAGAUGGCAAUACAGUUCCAGGAUAUGAUGAAAAGGGCCGAAGAUAUGGACGAGUCUCAAAGCAGUCUAGUUGAAGAGCAAUCUAUGUCAAAGGAGACAUUGAGUGAUGACUACACUGCAAGUCAAGAACGGGACAUGAGAGCUGCAGAGACACAAAUAUGUAUUGCAGAGGUCGUCGAACAAGAGAAGAUGUUGCUGACCUUAGAGCAGGAACAUGACCUCCAAAAACGACACCUUGAUUCGCUGUACUGUGACCUUCCUGAUGAGUGGCUCAUCAAAGUGCACUACCUACAGAGACACCAGGAUGUCUUGUCCCUGUACGACGUGGACCUGCCGGAAGUCAUCAGUGAGAUGGUCAGACCCGGACCUUCCCACAUCCAGACAGCCAAGUUAGAGAUUUCUCCAGAAGAUGAAAGCCACCAGAGGCAUGUGAAGAGAAGUCAGAUUGCCAAGCUGAGGCGGUUUCAACAGGGGUUGCUGAAGGAGAGUGACCUGUUUGACAUCAUAGGAAACAUGAUUGUCGAUGAUGAAGACCACCUCGCCUCUUUACAAGCACUGAAUGGGCCUGUGUAUUUGGUGGGGCCAUCCUCUCUUCAGGUUGUGUGUCCUAAACUACAUCUGGACGCCGCUCGAGCCAACACAGAGGCGUGCCACGUAACUACAGACAGUGAGCUGGUCAACUCGGAGCUCGACACACGGUCACAUGACAGGCGCAGGCUACAGGAGUAUAUGGGGACCUGUGCCUCCACCCCCAUCCCCCUUUCUCCACCCCACACCGCUCCCACCCCGGGAUACAGCACACCCAGAUACUGGGAGACACGCACUAGGGUGCGGGUGGUGAGUGGGGGAGAGUGGUAUAUCCUGGAGAUGGGGGUGGUAGAGGCAGGACAGGUGGACAGUGGGCGGUGGGUUUCUCUACAGCGUCGCUCCUGGGGUGUCCGUGUAGCGAGCUGUGGCAGACACGGGAAGAGUCUCUGUACCGUGGUGUGGCGGGAGGGGGAGCGGGGCAAGUGUCACCAGAACACCAUGUCAUUCACUCGCGGCACACAGGCCACCCUCCACUAUGGCGUGGUGCUGGAUGUGGGGAGGGACAGACUCGCCUUCAUUGAUCUCAACAGAGGGAUUGUUUUAGCGAAGUUUGAUGAGAGGUUCCGGCAAGACCUGUACCCCGUGUUAGGUGUUUCUGAUUUCUGCACUGUCAACAUGGAGCUGAUCAGCGGGGACAACAUCGCCAUCACUGACACCAAGAUGUCACUGAUUCAUGACGCGCUGACAUAGGAAAUAAACAAGACAUGAGACUGUGUGAAGUUAUCAGUGUAACCAGAGACCAUAUAAUAGAUUAUUGUAUGGUUUCUGGUGUAACUGAGAGAGAUAUAUCAACUGUUUCAAUGACGUGUACGAACUGAGAGAAGCGGACAUAUAAGUGUCUGGUUUCUAUGUUAUUUCAUGUUCACAAACAGUAACGAAGUUUGCAAAAUGUGAUGUUUUGCUGCACGAGAGGGUUGUACAGUGUAUACAAAGUAUUUAGAAUUCUCACAUGACUAUCUUUAUGUUGAAAUUAUUGCUGUAGUGACUUCCAACAUGAGACACUGUGUGAUGUUUUGAGAGUGAUGUGAUAUGAAAAUUAGUGAAGUGAAGUUUUACAAAAAAUGUUUCAAAUAGCAAUUUUCUUCAUUUCACAUCACUUGCCUGUGAAUUAUAACUGUUUUGAAUCGAAACAUUAAUAGUUUCAUCAUCAGAAUGUUUUUGUAGCAGCUUAAAAUAUGACACAGUGUGUGGUUCUCUGAUCAUGACAUGCGUGCGAGAGCACAAGAUUGACAACAGAUUUCUUUAUUUCACUUCACUUGCCUGUAGAUUACACAUGUAUUUAAGAACUGAACAUCAGUUUGGAUGGGUUCAUUGAAGUGUCAACAAUUUAAAAGCGCUGGUUAAACUGUGUUUAAGUUUCACCAGCGCCUUGUGGAAUGUGAACUGGUGGGGAUUGAACGGAGUGCUCUGAAACUCGCGUGUUUUGUGUUAAUUUUCAAGGUCAAGGUGUGUUAUAUUUGGAGUUUGGGAUUUGUCGUGUAUGCUGUAAUACUUUGCUUACCUGAUGCCAGCUUCGUUUCUGUGCCCCGUCCUUCCUCAUGUGCCGCCGCUUCUCGGCCUAGAAUACGCACACGAAGAAGGUCGACCAACUCAGAAACCGGACUAGUAGUUCCGUCAACGGGCAUUUUCUCGUCUCUGAUGACAAGGCGACUAUGUUUGACGUAAGAGGCGACUAAC
Molecule: messenger RNA, 3464 nt
Organism: Haliotis rufescens (red abalone)
Lineage: Eukaryota; Metazoa; Mollusca; Gastropoda; Lepetellida; Haliotidae
Exons: 25
Coding region: 306-2477 (723 amino acids)
Source: RefSeq, a predicted model, not a curated record